Molecule: messenger RNA, 3642 nt
Organism: Volvox carteri f. nagariensis
Lineage: Eukaryota; Viridiplantae; Chlorophyta; Chlorophyceae; Chlamydomonadales; Volvocaceae
Exons: 7
Coding region: 1-3642 (1213 amino acids)
Biological process (GO): actin filament polymerization
Cellular component (GO): actin filament; cytoplasm
Molecular function (GO): actin binding; microtubule binding
Source: RefSeq, a predicted model, not a curated record
AUGUAUGGUGGCGGGAGUAUGUGGCGCAACAUGACAAGCGCCCGAAGGUGGUAUGAAACGAACGCAGAGCGCGUCUGGGGUGGGUCCGGCCCCACUUGGGAUGAGACCAAGAAGCACUCGAAAGGCAUGCGAAGGAUUGAAGACAUCUCCGACUACUUCCGUCAGUAUCGCAAAGGCCGUCGGAAGAAAGCCGCUGGCUGCUCCAUUGACCGACCCCUCGCGAGCACAGCGGCAGCGCCGCCGCUACAGCAAGUCUGCGAUGCUGCUGGACCUGUUGGCGCUUGCUCAACCGUAAGUGGCGAUGACGAGGCCUACCUUCACAAGCGACAACUAGAGCAGCUACUGCUCCAACGUCGUCCCCAGCAACAGCAGCAGCAGCAACAGGAUCAGCAUCCGUACUCACAGCUCCUGAAUGAUCGCCGUACGGAUCAGCUCGUACAGAUCCCGCCGCCGCCGGCAGGGGGUGUCGCUGGCAGCUGUACGGCAGGGCAGCCGCUGCCGCAAUUUCCGGCAGCGCCAGUACAGGCGAACCGUGCCUCCAGCGCGUCCAUCCCAUCGGGUGUACUGCAGCUCCGUACGGCAAGUACGUCGCAUGUGCCUGGCGUACAUCAAUUCCGUACGUCGAGCGCGACGAUGUUGCCUUCGGAGCCUGCAGCACCUCCCUCCGUGCCGCUGCAGCCGCCGUCGCACCAAAAUCACCACCACCUGCAUGAACCUCAGUUUCGGCUGCCCUCCGUGGCGCAGCAGCAGGGCUACCAGCAGCUGCAGCACCGAGCCCAGGAGUACACACACAGCCACUUGCAACCCAGCCAGGGCGAGCCGCACUAUCAGCACCACCGCCAUCCCCAUUCCGAGCACCACCUGCACCAUCCACACUGUUACAAUGGCCCCCUACAGCCUCCGCCGCAACAGCCGCCGUCGCAGCAGCACCAGCAGCAGCCUCAAGAGCUGUUCACGGACGCUACGUCGCCUCCGACGGAUCCUAGCCAGGCGCCGCAUUACCCGAAGAUUCUCGGAGUGCCUGUCCCGGGCCUGUCCUUCUUCGGAGGCUGGAAAUCGCGAUCUGCGACCUUGCCCUCGAACCAGGGAACAGCAGCAGCGGCGGCGGCGCAGCCGCCGCCGCCGCACGGUCAACAUCACCAACCGUACACAGCAGGCCACCCAGCGGCGGCAGCGCAGCCUGCGGCGCCGCCGCCGCACUUGCAGCGCUCAUUAGCCAUGCCACGGUCCUGGUCGCAGCAGCAGCAGCAGCAGCAGCCGGCGGUGCAGCCGCGCAGGAUGGGAGCCCCGUGGGGUAUGAUGAGGAUGCUGUCCAUGCCUCGAGGGCUGCCACCGCAGCCGCCGCCGCAUCAGGCGACUGCGGCACAGUUGUCGUCGUCGCAGGCUCCAUUCGGUCUCCUUGGUGCAGGUCCGGCCGUUUACAACAACGCUCCUCCGCCGCAUAUGCGGGGCUCGGCGUCGCCGCCGCAAUCGUCGCCAUAUUCGCCGCAGCAUGCUGAGCCGUACAUAGACCCGUCGGCGGCGGCGGCGGCGGUGCCACAGGAGACUUACAUGUCGACGUCGCCGCCGUCGUACUCGACGCCGACGCAGCCGUACACGAACACGUCACCUCCGCAGUGCCACGUGUCGCCGUCGCCGCCGUCGACCGCUCACGUUCCAGCUGUCCAUCAGCCGCAGCAGGCCCUGCCGCCGGGACCUCCGCCGGAGCCCUUCCGUACACGCGAGCGCGUCAUCUCUCUGACUCGCCACUACGAGCUUCCAGACCUACCCACGGAACCGGAGGGCCUCCAGAACCAGUUCGCCGCAUGCCGCAUGGCGGAUGCAGGACAGCUGGGCGGCGGCGGCGGCGGCGGCGGCGUCAAUCCGGAUUUGGGAACCAUUUUGGAGAGCGGCGAUGUGGGGGUUCGUGAGGGCGUCGGCGGCGUCAGCCCUACGGGCGAAAUACAGGGCUCAGGCGUGGCCGGUGGUGGUAGCGGCAGUGGCAGCGGCAGCGGCAGCGGCUCCCUCAUCGGCCGCCUCUUCAGCCGCGGCUCCACCAUGCAGCGGCUCCGAGAGCUCUUCUGGUCGUGGGCCAACCCGGAUGCGGACGCGCCGCCGGGCCCCGACGCGCCGCCGACAACGAUGAUGACCAGCAGUGGCGGCGCCGCCCCUGGCAGCGGCAGCGGCGACGCGGCGGGGUCGGCGGGCGGUGGCGGUGGCGGUGGCGGUGCGGUGCCACACACAACGGCCUUGCCCGCCCCCGGCGGUGGUUUCUGGGGCCGCCUGAAUUCCAAUCCGAGGUCUCCAAGACUGGGUGCGGCCGACAUGGGGUCGCCGGACAACGGACCGAACCCCUUCCGGCAGCAGCUGCAACGACUGGGAAGCAUGUCGAGUUCGUGGCUGCUAGGGAAGCGCAGUCGGGAGGAGGGCUCGCCCGUCACCCAGACCUCCACACCCACCAGCAAGAAGCUACAGCGCGGCGUCAGCGGCGUCUUCCGGCCCUUCGUGGAGAUGAUGUCCUUCGGCCGGCGCUCCUCCAACCUCGGCGCCAACAACAGUAUUGCCGCGGCAGCAGCGGCGGCGGUGGCGGAGGUGGAGGCGGCGGAGCGGGCGGCGGAAGAGAGGGCGGCAGCGGCGGGGGUGAUGUUGCCGCAGCCUGCGGCGGCGGCGGAAGCUAUGGUGAUUGACAGCGGCGGCCCUGAGGAGCAGCUCGGUGGCGGCGGCGGCGGCGACGGAGGAGCCGCCGGGGCCCCUGCCGUCGCGGCCGUGUUGGCCGGCGAGCUCGUACAGGCUAUGUCGUGCAACACUGACGCCGAUGCCGACCGCCUGCUGCUGGAAACGUUAGACAGCCAAGUUCUCGCGACGCUGGAGGAGGAGGCGCGGGCUGCACGAGAGCAGCAUCCGCGGUCGCUGUCGGCGGCGGCAGCGGCGGCGGCAGCUCCGCCUCCGCUGGCACCUAUGGCGCCGCUGGAUGCGGCUAACGGCUCUGCUUACAUGAGUGGCUGUGUGCUGGACUGCGGUCCAGCCGCUACUGCUGCCGCUACUGCUGCUCCGCUGGUGGGUCCUAUGAGCAACCUUAGCUCGAUGGCUCAGCCGCAGCCACCACUGGCGCCGAUGGCGGCAGCGGCACCGCCGCCGCUGCAGGCACCGUCGGCAAUGGACGCAACCAUCGCCGCGACGGCGGCGGCGCCGUCGCCGCCGCCGCCACACGCAGGUCUUCCGCCACCGUCGGGCGCACAGGUCUCUGGCGGCGGCUCCGGCGCUGCCGGCCCCAUGCCGUACCAUAGCUUACCGCAAGUUGGACUGCCGCCGCCGUCAAGCUCGUCCAAUAAUGCCGUACGCGGCCCGGUCAUUACUACCGGUGCGCCAGUCUCCGGGAGCAUGCGCGGCGCCGCGGCCGGUGCCGCCGUUCCCACGCGACCACAGCAGCAGCAGCAGUACGGCGGCUACGGCCAUGCCCAGCCGCAAGUCCAGCAACAGCAACAGGAUUUGCUGCACGGGGGUUGCAACGGCAGCGGCGGGUUGCAAAUGCAGCACCCGCACCAGCUGGCUGCCCGCCUGGAGCAACCGCAGCAUGAGGACGGUGCCGGCGGCGGGAUGUUGUUGAGGUUCAGCAACUCCCUGACAGAGUAUUGGAAGCAGGUCUGGGGCUCGGCCAGGUGA